Messenger RNA from Podospora pseudopauciseta, 594 nucleotides. RefSeq lists its product as uncharacterized. NCBI's taxonomy places the organism in Eukaryota, Fungi, Ascomycota, Sordariomycetes, Sordariales, Podosporaceae. The transcript is spliced from 2 exons. Bases 1 to 594 code for a protein of 197 amino acids. The record is from RefSeq and is a predicted model, not a curated record.
AUGGCGUGGCUUAUUGACACCAAGAAGCGAUGCCUGGUACCGGCAAAGGCCGAACUACAGACAGAGCGCGCCAAUUUGUUGGCUCACCAAAAGGACCGUGUAUUUGAUCGGUUAAGAGUAAUGAUGCCUGCGCCUAUCAACGAUGCUAUUGGUCUGGUCCCUUUGAUAGACGAGAGAUAUUUAUGGGUCGACUCGCUUUGCAUCGUUCAUGAAGAAGGCUCAAAAUAUACGCAAAUUCGGGAUAUGGCCAAGAUAUAUGAGAACACUCGACUUACUAUUGUAGCUGGCGAUGGCCUAGAUGCCGACCAUGGCUUGCGCGGUAUUCCCAACGUUUCUCAGCCUCGACGGUUGCACCCCGAACUAGAACUCAGCGACACCAUCUCCGUGCGUGCCCCACAAAAUCUUGCACUGGAAGGAACCACAUGGGCACGCCGUGGUUGGACGUGGCAGGAACUCCAGUUUUCACAGCGACGGUUAACAUCUGUUGACGGGUCUGUUUGGUGGAGGUGUGCAGAAUCCUUUUUCUGUGAGGACGAUGUCUUCGCUGCGCGUGAUUACAGGACGACAACCGAGUCGAUUAGGAGACCUGAAUAA